Molecule: messenger RNA, 1692 nt
Organism: Daphnia magna
Lineage: Eukaryota; Metazoa; Arthropoda; Branchiopoda; Diplostraca; Daphniidae
Product: ATP-dependent DNA helicase pif1-like
Exons: 5
Coding region: 1-1692 (563 amino acids)
Biological process (GO): DNA repair; telomere maintenance
Molecular function (GO): DNA helicase activity
Source: RefSeq, a predicted model, not a curated record
AUGCAAGAAGCGGCAGCAUUCCAAAUGCCUCUUCAGCUGAGGGAGCUUUUUGUCGACAUUUGCCGCUUCUGUAAUCCCUCCGACGCUCUGCAUCUGUUUGAAAUCAACCUAAACCAUCUGAUGGAAGACUACAUUAGAAGCGGGCAUGAAGCUAACGUGGCCAAGAACUUGACGUUAAAAUGGAUUCAGGACAAGCUACGUCUCCACAAUCAGACGAUGGAAGAUCUCUCCUUGCCUGUCCCGGAUUUCCAUCUGAUUAACCAACUGGUCGAAGCUCAGAUGGAAGAGAACAACGAAACCAGUCAAAGAGAAAAGAGACUGAUGGGCGAAAUGAUGUCGGCGCAACUCAACGACGGUCAACGCUUGGCCUUUGAUCAAGUCAUGACUGCUGUUAACGAUGUCAACAACUCACAUGUGCGGCAGUAUUUUCUGGACGGUCCUAGAGGAACGGGAAAGAUCUUUCUCUACAACACCCUAAUCACGGUCCUCCAAGGCCAAGGGAGACGAGUCAUCGCAGUGGCUGCCACGGGGAUCGCGUCAACUUUGUUACUGGACGGAACAACUUACCAUUCGCAGUUCAAGAUUAAUCCUCCAAUAACAGAGACGACGCGAUCGAAAAUCGAAGAAGCUAGCUACAACGCGCAACUGAUCAGAAACGCAAGUCUCAUUAUUUCCGACGAAGCAACCAUGAAGACCAACCACGCCCUCAACGCGAUCAAUCAUCUUUUCCAAACUGUCAUGAAGAAUCACGUCGAUCCCUACGGUGGCAAAGUUCUCUUGAUCGGCGGCAAUUUUAGACAGUGCUUGCCCGUUCUUCGAUUGGUGCAAAACAUGCGCACCGCCGAUGGUAGUCAAGAUUUCGCUGAUUGGCUCAUUCAACUGGGAAACGGAUCUUUGGCACAAACACCACGGCCUAAUGACCCAGAUCUCAUCGAAAUCUCGCAAGACUUUCUCAAUAUUCGAACUAACUUAAUCGAACACGUCUUUGGCGAUCCAUCGGAUCAUUUAAAUGAAGGCGUCAGAGAACAAUCAGUACUCAACCCCCAAAGGGAUGUAUUACACCGGGCUAUUCUAUGUCCCAAGAAUGAAGACUGUCUUAGGAUCAACAACAAGAUCAUUUGCGAGAUGCCUGGCGCGUUGAAAGUCUGCAAAAGUAUCGACACUAUCGAUUCAGAGGAACCAGAGGAAAUUUCCAACUACCCUCCGGAAAUUUUACAUACCUUCCGGGAAAGUAAAAGAAAAGUCUCCGGGCUACCUCCGCACCUACUCAAACUCAAAAUCAGAGCCAUCGUCAUUCUUCUCAAGAACAUUGACUCGCGACAGGGACUUUGCAAUGGCACGAGGCUCAUCAUCAAGGCGCUCAGCGGUAACCUGAUCGUGGCAGAGAUCGCGGCCGGGAAACACAAAAGACACAACUUUCCUGUGCUUGUUGCUUUCGCUAUCACCAUCAACAAGUCACAGGGACAGACUUUUGAGCAAGUAGGCAUCUACCUUCCGGAAUCCGUUUUCAGCCACGGCCAACUAUACGUCGCAUUCUCGCGUGCAACAUCAAGAGAAGGUGUCAAGGUUCAGAGCGAAGAAACAGAGAAACAGGGCAAGCAACUUAAAAAUAUUCCACAAAUCACGGAACAAGAUAAGAACAACGUAUUCACGAAAAACAUGGUUUUCAAGGAAGUUCUCCUACAAGAAUAG